Messenger RNA from Theobroma umbraticum, 3012 nucleotides. Its product is annotated as mechanosensitive ion channel protein 10-like. The record is from RefSeq and is a predicted model, not a curated record. Gene Ontology annotation, biological process: monoatomic anion transport; detection of mechanical stimulus. Gene Ontology annotation, cellular component: plasma membrane. Gene Ontology annotation, molecular function: mechanosensitive monoatomic ion channel activity. NCBI's taxonomy places the organism in Eukaryota, Viridiplantae, Streptophyta, Magnoliopsida, Malvales, Malvaceae.
CGUUGGUGGCGACAUGGGUCGGAGACAGUAUCCAACCCGUAUCUAACACAAAGGCUUCCACUUUUUCAGAAGCUACAGCUUCCGCUGUGUGCUAAAUGUAUAUGUGCCGGACAAUCUCACUCGUCGAAGCUGAACGAUCAUCAUCGGCGUGAUUGAAUCUGAAUGCGGCAGGUGUCGCUGGAUUAACCAGACACCAUCACCCCUGACGACAGAUACCACUCUUUGACAGGUGCAGCAGAUUAUGGACCGCGUUGCAGAGGAGAGAAGCCCUGUCUAUGACUCUUGAUUCUCUAAAAUCCCAGAAAUACCCUUGGCCUUUGGCUGUUUCCUGCCCUGGUCUACGUUCUCCAAUAAAGAAACAAUUUAGCAAGCCAUGGUGUUCCUCGUCCAUGAAUAAAAUAAGAGUUCCAAUCUCCCAGUUUAGCUUGCAAGUCAUCUUCGUCCUAUUAAAGAAACAUAAGCUCUCUUCACCUUCAACUACGAGGAUAUCCAUGGUCAAACAAAAAAAAAAUGUGAAUCUCAUUCUUCAGUUCUUUUCUUCAGUCUCUUCUUGACUCUUGAGACAGUUGGCUUCCUCCAUUUUCCACUCUGAAACUCCCUUGCAUUUUCCCUUUUUUCUUUGGGUCGGCUUAGAAUGUUGGUUGGCUUAUAAUGAAAAUGAAAGAGUAACAAGUGCAAGUGUAAACUGUUUCCCAUCACUAUCUGAACAAAAUCUCUCUUAACCUUGCUCUGUUUCCUAUUGUCUGUGUCUUGCUUCAGCAGAUCUUUUUGUCUUGUUUCGUUCUCUCCUGCAUUUGGUUUGGUAUCUUUGCACUGCUUAAAUAGUGUACUCGAGCUUCUGUUCCUGGGUAUAUCGUGUUGAUAAUUACUUUUUCCCGGCAAGCUGUAUCUUUUUUAAGAGUUUUGAUGGAAGCGAAUAAAGACACGGCAGAGAGGAGAGGCACUGGAGGAGAAGUGGUGAUUAAUGUUUCCGGUGACGAUACUUUGCAAGGGCAAAAAGGGUCUGCUCCAAAAGAAGCAGAGGCAUUGGCCGCUAAGCAAAGUGCUCAAGAUGCUGCCGACAAAGCAUCAACUGAAUCCGGUGCUGUUACUACUGGUUUGGCUAAAUCAGUGCCGGUGGGCUGCCCUUCUCCGGAGACAUCAAAAUUUGACCCAACUGCAAAUAAACCACCAAAAGUCCCAAGUCAAGGUAAUGAGCCCCUUACUCGAAGAAGGUCAUUUGCAAGGUCAUUAAACUCAAAACCCAAGUCAAGAUUUGGAGAACAAUCUUAUGUUCUUGAAUCUGAUCUGAUGGAAGAGAAUGGUUUAGUUAAUCGGGAACAAGGUGGUAGUAAUUCACCUUGUAGACAUUCCUUCAAUAAGGCCUCGCCUAAUAACAAGUCGGCCAGAAGUAUUAGGACGGAUUCUGCUGUGUCCAAAACGUUAUCAAUUGGCGCUACCGGAGAAAAUGAAUAUGAAGAGAUAAUCAAGAAAGUUAAACUGCAUAAAGAGAAGCUUAAGGGAGUGAAAGCUAAGGUUGUCAUUGAGUGCGUCGUAUUUUUGUUCCUCUUGGGGUGCUUAAUAGCUAGCUUAACUGUAGAUAAAUUACAGAAAACCUCUGUUUGGAGUUUGAAAAUUUGGAAAUGGUGUGUACUUGUGAUGGUUAUUUUCUGUGGUACGUUGGUUACUAAUUGGUUUAUGCAUCUGAUUGUUUUCUUGAUUGAGCUUAACUUUCUGCUGCGGAAGAAAGUGCUAUAUUUUGUUCAUGGUUUGAAGAAGAGUGUUCAGGUCUUUAUUUGGCUGAGUUUAGUUCUUGUUACUUGGGUUCUUUUGUUUCUUGGUGUCGAGAGAUCAAAGACUGCCACAAAAAUUCUCGAUUAUGUAACUUGGACUCUAGUAAGCGUUCUCAUUGGAUCAUUUUUGUGGUUGUUGAAGACUCUGUUGUUAAAGAUAUUGGCUUCCAAUUUCCAUAUGAACAAAUUCUUCGAUAGAAUACAAGAAUCAGUCUUCCAUCAGUACGUACUUCGGACCCUUUCAGGACCUCCAUUCAUGGAGAUUGACGGGAUUCAAAAAUCGCCAGCUCAUAUGACUGUUAGCAGUGCAAAAAAGGGUAAAGGAGCAAAAACAAAAAAGUUGAUUGACAUGGGAAAGGUUCAUAAAUUGAAGCGAGAGAAAGUUUCAUCUUGGCACAUGAAGGUGUUGGUAGAUGCUAUCAUGAAUUCGGGGCUUUCCACAAUCUCCAACACAUUAGAUGAAAGUGCUUAUGACGAAGGUUGCGAACAAGCAGAUAAAGAAAUUACCAAUGAGGAGGAGGCACAGUAUGUUGCUCAUCAAAUUUUCUCGAAUGUUGCCCAACAUGAGAGUAAUCACAAUCGCAGUUACAUUGAUGAGGAUGACCUAUUAAGGUUCAUGAUUAAGGAGGAGGUGGAUCUUGUGUUUCCAUUGUUCGAAGGAUCAAGCACUGGAAAAAUUGACAAAAAAAGUUUCACAAACUGGGUGGUAAGAGCAAUGAAACUCCCCUUUAAAUCUUGGGCAUAUAGUAAACACUGUUAGCAAUGCAAGUAGGCAACAAUGAGAAUUAGAAAUUUUCACUCCUAUUAUUUGCUGGAAGCCUAUACUGUUUUCUGGCGGAUUUUACUAGAUAGAUUACAUACAGAAAGCAAAUAAAUGUUACAUAUUUUGGCAGUAAUGACUAGAAUAAAAUAUUGACUACUUUUGGCAACUACGUGGAGCAAAGGAAUCUGACUUCUAUAGUGCUUUUUGUGAUGUUGAUUUAGAAUUGAAAGUAGAAACUACUCGAGUAACAACACAGAUUUGUAACAAAGUGCAUGCUGUCCGUAUGACUUCAUGGUUUCAGGUUUUGAUCAAAUGAAUUUGAUCCUGACAUAUUAUCUGGCUGUUUAAAUAGAUGUAUUUGUUGUGAGAUACACUCUGUCUGUAUAAUCUUAUAUUUUUUAGUUUUGAUGGAAUGAACUUGAUCCUGCCAUUUUAACUUGCUGUCUUAAACCUGAGGAAGUAAAGCCAUCCAUAAAG